Messenger RNA from Lepus europaeus (European hare), 1035 nucleotides. RefSeq names its product F-box only protein 7-like. Gene Ontology annotation, biological process: autophagy of mitochondrion; positive regulation of autophagy of mitochondrion. The record is from RefSeq and is a predicted model, not a curated record. Lineage: Eukaryota; Metazoa; Chordata; Mammalia; Lagomorpha; Leporidae. Gene Ontology annotation, molecular function: protein kinase binding.
AUGGGAAGAGCCCAGGCGUUGGCAGGGAAUGAGCCCAGAGAGUUGGCAGAGCUGGGGCUGAGCAUGAAGAAGCAGCUGUGGAAUGGUGUUGCUUCUUGGAAGGAGAGUCCAGGGAGCCAGGUCCAUGGUGCGGCUGCACAACAAGAAGGGAACUCCCCUGCCUCGAGAACAAAGGGGAAGCAGGAAAGAAGAGAAGCAGUCCAGAACAUUUGUAGGGCACAGACAGGAGAUAAAGACAGCUUCAACUACUGUCAUGAUGAUCUGGCCAUGUCCAUGUUUUUGGCAGUAGGAGUUCAUUUUUUAGAAGCUGCUACCACAGAGGGCACUGAAACAGUUGUGAUUAACCUCAUGCAGUUGUUCGAAUUUCAUCUCGCGCCACCAGGAUCAUGGACUGUGGAAGCUGAAGCAAUUCCAGAUGUUGUAGAUGUGGAAGAGGGCACGGGCUUCUGUCCCUCAGAACCGAUGCUGUGCAGCGACGCCGUGGAGGGGCAGGUGCCACACUCGCUGGAGGCCCUGCAUCAGUCAGCUGACUGCUGGAACGCCAGCGAUGCCUUGAUCUUGUUGCUGCAUCUUCUCAUGUUGGAGUCAGGGUACAUACCUCAGGGGACCGAAGCCAAAGCCCUGUCCAUGCCGGAGCAGUGGAAGGCUAGUGGUGUGUACAGGCUGCAGUACACGCAUCCCCUCUGUGAGGGAGGCUCUGCUGCGCUCACCUGCCUGCCUCUGGGAAACCUCGUCGUCGUGAACGCUACUCUAAAAAUCAACAAUGAGAUUAGUGUGAAAAGAUUGCAGCUCCUGCCAGAAUCUUUUGUUGGCAUAGGAGAACCAGGGGAAAAUGCAGCCAAGAUAUACAGAGAUCUUCAGAAGCUCUCCUGCCUCUUCAAAGACCAGCUGGUGUAUCCUGUUCUGGCUUUUACUUGGCAAGCCCUGAACUUGCCAAAGACUAAUACUUCCCUACGUUGGAGAUCCCAUCAAUUCACUCAUCCCUGGGCCUGGGGAGACACCUGGCCAGUUCCCUCCACUCAGACCGCGAUUUGA